UCCAUGACAGCCUUGUAAUUGUUGUUGUGUGGUGCUAGCUAUGGAUCUGAAGUGGUGGAUGCUGUUAAAUGAAGUCGACAGAUAAAUAGCAAGCGAAACAGCAAUUGUGUUUCCUCUACAGUAUACCUAUACAAAUAUAAAUGAGUCGUAUGUAGUGUGUUCAGGUACAUUUCUUAUACUGUUCUUCAAGAACGCCGACAACGUUAGAGCUAGCUAACUAACUGGCUAACAAGCUAACGUAUUAACGUUUUAAUCUCAAUACUUUCUUUCCAAGGAGUGACCACUAACUAUAGUAUUAGCUAGCGAGCUACGCCUAGCUGGCUACUUAAAGCAACACAACAACGACGCCUGUGUAGCUACGUCCUGGCUCAUAUAUGAUACCAAUCUGCAGCCGAGAGGACAUGCCUAGCCUCUGUCAAAAGCGUCAGCGGGGCAUGGAAUCAACAAGGACGGUGAGAGCGGAGGGCUUCAGCCGAUGAAAAACGGAGAAAAGGAUAAUGAUUUCACGAUACUCAAGGCGGCCCGUAUCGCACAAUUUAGAGAUCCGUGGUCUGUCCCGGAGCAGUCUAGACCACCACCCCCUCCCAGAAGAGGCAGAUGAUGACCUGGUCCACCCCCCGCCUCUCCUGCAUGACCUCAGAGAAGCUGUGUCUGCCUACGACAGCUCGGAGACGUCUGCGGCGUCUGGCCAAUCGGACUGUCCCACGGUCACCACGGGAGACACCACCCGCUCCUGGUCAGGGAUCCACAGCUACGCAGGAACAGGGAUCUCUACUGAGAGGAGCUCCGUCUUCUCAUGGGGAUACGAUGAGUUUGACAAGGCGGCGUCGCGGCAGGUGCAGCAGAUGUUUGAGGAGAUUGAUGAGGAGCUGUAUGAGGGGCGGGGGGGCGGGCUGCAUCUCCGGGGGCUCCAGGAAGAGUGUCAGCAGUGGGCCUCCCGCUUCCCCCACCUACGGAUUCUGGGAACUCAGCUGGUGUGUCCCAGCGAUGAGGGCUUCCAGUGGUUCUCUACCUCAGGGAGGGCCUCCACAGCCAGCCCCGGCCUCGCGCCAUCUCUGGCCCCAGCUGCAGGCAAGGAGGGCAGGCCCCAGGAUAAGGACAAGCAGGACACGGAGCUGUGUGUUCAGGGCAGGAGGGCAGUGUUUUCCGAGCCCUGUGUGGUGGAGAUAGAACCCCCUCCUAUUGGCUGUGAGGUUGAUGACAGACCCCAGGUGAUCGAGGCCGAGGGGCUGAUGGAGGAGUACCUGGCGUACGACUCCAGAGACCUGGACGAGGAGCGGGAUAGCGGGUGCCCGGACACGGGCCGCCGGCGCCCCUGCCUCCCCCCGGUGUCUCCCUACCGCUGCCGGCGGCAGGCCGUGCUGGACCUGCUGUUUGACGACGUGUGGCGCGAGCUGAUUGGCUGGAUGGAGGAGCUGGUGCGUCGUCAUUGGGAGGGCUGUGUCUCAGAUGAUGAAAAGACGUCGGUCAGCUUCAGCCUGGCCCAGCCAGACUCCCAGAACCCCUUCCUGCUGCUGUCCAGCGCCCUGCCCACCAUGCUGCCUCGCCUGGGACAGGCCCGGCCGCCCCACCUCACUGCCAGCCUGCAGCAACAGUCCAGCAGAGUACCAGUCGGGGCGACAGUGACACACCACAACCUGAACGACCUCAUUGUGAUCCAUGGGAUCCCCCUGCAGCAAAGGACACUGGGAGUUCUUGACAGGAAUCUGGACCCAGAGGAGAAGGUGUCCCAGCGGCCUGGCUCCAGCGUUGUCCCCUCCAGCAAGCCCCGCCCACGCCGGGCGCUGGAGCAGAGCUCCUCCUCUCUGUCCCGCCCCCCCCAGUCGGCACGGCGCAGGAACCCCCCCCCCCGCACCCUUCUGCCCCUGGCCCCCAGUCUCACCCAGCCCAGCGCCACAGGCUCCAUGGAUGAGGUCAUCCGCGGGACUCGCCUACCCACAGCCAGUGACCGCCUGACCUCUCCCCCCAUGCCUCUGAGCAGAAACACCUUGCUCCCCCCUAUCGGAACAGGAGAUGCCGAGAACACACACGCACUACAGCACUCCAGACAUCUACAGCGUCAGAGAGGGUCGUCCAGUCGGGCCCACAGCGCAGUGACAGAGGAAGCAAGCAGUUUGAUUCCUCGUGAUCGCCAUCAUCUUCUGGAUGUGUUCUCACGGCCCAACACCACACACACCUACAGGUCAGACACCCCGUACCGGCGCUCCUUCACCGUGCUGGACAACAUCGGAAGGCCUGGCCGGGCGUCCGUGGCCACAGACUCUCUGGGCAUCGGUGUGACAGGCAUCAGCCUGGGCAUCGGAAGCUCCUCCUUCCUGGACUCCUUCAUCCAUCACCCGCUUGGACACUCCCCCAUCGAGGAUGAGGAGGAACCUCAGGCACAGGCCCCGCCCACAGUCCUGCUGGUGCCGGUGUCGGCCCCAGCCCGCACCUACAGCAGAGGGGGAAUCACAUCUCGGAGUAGCAAACCUGGCUUGUAGCUCCCCUAGACCCCCCCCUCCCACCUCCCCCCAGACCCUCCCACCUCCCCCCAGACCCUCCCACCUCCCCCCACACCCUCCCACCUCCCCCCAGACCCUCCCACCUCCCCCCA
Messenger RNA from Osmerus eperlanus (European smelt), 2593 nucleotides. It is a transcript of the gene fam149b1, whose product is annotated as family with sequence similarity 149 member B1. Bases 498 to 2480 code for a protein of 660 amino acids. The transcript has 15 exons. Gene Ontology annotation, biological process: cilium assembly; protein localization to cilium. The record is from RefSeq and is a predicted model, not a curated record. NCBI's taxonomy places the organism in Eukaryota, Metazoa, Chordata, Actinopteri, Osmeriformes, Osmeridae.